Molecule: messenger RNA, 2025 nt
Organism: Clupea harengus (Atlantic herring)
Lineage: Eukaryota; Metazoa; Chordata; Actinopteri; Clupeiformes; Clupeidae
Product: actin, alpha cardiac muscle 2
Source: RefSeq, a predicted model, not a curated record
CCAUGCUGCUCUAACUUGGUGCUGUAUGAAUAUGCUUGUGGUAUAUUUGGUAGCAUUUCGUAGUAUGACUUAUUGCAUUAGUACUGUACAAAGUUAGAGGUGCGCAACUUGAUGGAUUCCCCCACUCCCUCUACCUCGGGCUUCCAGUGGGGAGACCUGAUGUGAACCUACCCCCGCCCCUCUGCCCAUCUCGUACUUCAGGGCGCCCACUUCGAGAAGGUUAAUUGACCCCCAUGAUGAUGUUGACAUGAAGUGCAAAUGAGUGAUAGAAAACCGAUCACGCAAAUGUCACCAUACCGAUUUUCGGGUGCCCCGUGCCGCCCUCGGCCGCUACCCAUGUUGCCCAUAGAUCAGUCGCUGCCCACCGUCCAUUUAACCUCCCUGACCAAGCCCCCUUCCUUGAAUGGCCUUGUACCGCACUAUGGCGCAGGGGGUAACCAAAUAAGGCGACGGCCGCGAACUCCCACUCACUCUACCCCUGUGCGCCCCCUGGCCUGGCUGGCCCUCGCUGGGGUAUAAAGGUCUGAUCCCCAGCAGCUGUGCAUCCCUGCCUCUCCAACAGAUCCAGUAACAGCAGUAGAUCUGUAGAACACCAUCUAACGUCAUGUGCGACGAUGAAGAGACCACCGCACUGGUGUGCGAUAACGGCUCAGGUCUCGUGAAAGCCGGCUUCGCAGGAGAUGACGCUCCCCGCGCUGUUUUCCCUUCCAUCGUCGGCCGUCCACGUCACCAGGGUGUCAUGGUCGGCAUGGGUCAGAAAGACUCCUACGUUGGUGACGAAGCUCAGAGCAAAAGGGGCAUCUUAACUCUUAAAUACCCCAUCGAACACGGCAUCAUCACCAACUGGGACGACAUGGAGAAGAUCUGGCACCACGCCUUCUACAACGAGUUGAGAGUCGCCCCGGAGGAGCACCCGACUCUCCUCACAGAAGCCCCCCUCAACCCCAAGGCCAACCGGGAGAAAAUGACCCAGAUCAUGUUUGAAACAUUUAACGUCCCAGCCAUGUAUGUGGCCAUUCAGGCUGUGCUGUCCCUCUACGCCUCCGGGCGUACCACAGGUAUUGUGCUGGACUCCGGUGACGGCGUAACACACAAUGUUCCAAUUUACGAGGGUUACGCUCUUCCCCAUGCCAUCAUGCGUCUGGAUCUGGCCGGCCGCGACCUGACAGACUACCUCAUGAAGAUCUUGACAGAACGUGGCUACUCUUUCGUCACUACAGCUGAGCGUGAGAUCGUGAGGGAUAUUAAAGAGAAACUGUGCUAUGUCGCGCUGGACUUCGAGAAUGAGAUGGCAACAGCUGCUUCCUCCUCCUCUCUGGAGAAAAGCUAUGAGCUGCCAGACGGACAGGUCAUCACCAUUGGUAACGAGAGGUUCCGCUGCCCAGAGACCUUGUUCCAGCCAUCAUUCAUCGGUAUGGAGUCUGCUGGUAUCCAUGAGACUACAUAUAACAGCAUCAUGAAGUGUGACAUCGACAUCCGUAAAGACCUGUAUGCAAACAAUGUCUUAUCUGGUGGCACGACCAUGUAUCCUGGUAUUGCUGACCGCAUGCAAAAAGAAAUCACAGCUCUGGCUCCAAGCACCAUGAAGAUCAAGAUAAUUGCGCCCCCUGAGCGUAAAUACUCCGUCUGGAUCGGUGGCUCCAUCCUGGCCUCCCUGUCCACCUUCCAGCAGAUGUGGAUUACCAAACAGGAGUACGAUGAGGCCGGUCCCUCCAUCGUCCACCGGAAGUGCUUCUAACCACACACUGGCAAAGCCAGUGCUAUGGUUCAUGCAACGCGCUCCGUCAUCAUUCAACAGUUUGUUUUACACAAGAAGUAAUUUGUCUGUGUGAAUGUCCUCGUAAGCAAGACCCGGGACUUGCAACGUGUUCUUUGCCUUGAGUUUUAUUUUGUAUAGAGAUGAAGACUAAUUGAGGUUUUGGAGUAGGUUAUGACAGCAUUGUCAUUUGACUUGUUGUUUACAAACAUAUCAUUCCUCUAAUGAAUUACAUUUUAGUCUUGGUAAUUGUCUCCAGUCUUUUCUCU